CUUUUUUUGUUUUUUUUGUUUUUUACUUUUUGUUUACAACAUGGCUCUCCUUUCAACUUUAAAGGCAUCAUUAUUUCGCCGUCAACCUAUUCAAUUUCUUAAUCGCUUCCAUGGGAUUCAACAACGCGCAUGUUAUGGCACUCAAAACUCAUUAAAGUCAGCGUUCGAUAAAAAGUCGAUCCAAUUCACGAGCAAACAAUUAAAGCAAGCAUUAGAUCAAAAAGACGUUGUAUUCUAUCAAGCACCUUCUGGUGUUGGCAGAACAUUCAUGUGGCUGUACAUUUCUGCUGGUGUUCAACUCAUGUUUUGGGGAAAUCUUGCUAGCUUAGCCUAUGUUGCAUAUACAACCACCGAAGGAGAAGGAGAAAAUGAAGCUGUCGUGCUUGCACCCAAAACUCAACGUAUCGCCAUUGCCAGUGGUCUCAUAUCUGUUGGUGUUGCAGUCGCCACACUAAUGUGUCUUUAUCCCUGGAGAUAUAUUGACAAGCUGAUUUUGUUAAAGGGUGCUCAAACCGUGAAACUCGUCACUCACGCUCGUUUGAUAAAAUCACACCAAUUUAAGGAAUAUCCCAUUGAUCAAUUAUACUGUAAACAAAAGGUAUUUACUGGCGUCGGAAAGAAUGGGACUGAUGUUGUUGGAACCAAGGCAAAUUCAUCGCAUAUCUUUUUGGGUGCCAAGGGAGAAAAGAUGGCUUACAUGUUGGAUAGAAAGGGUACAUUUAUGGAUAGCAAACUUUUUGAUGGAUUAUGGUACAAUAUCAAUGGCAAAUAGACUGAAGUUAAUAAAUUAUUUAUUAUAAUAACAAGAGAUAGU
This is a messenger RNA of Mucor mucedo, 814 nucleotides long. Its product is annotated as transmembrane protein 223-domain-containing protein. NCBI's taxonomy places the organism in Eukaryota, Fungi, Mucoromycota, Mucoromycetes, Mucorales, Mucoraceae. The record is from RefSeq and is a predicted model, not a curated record. Gene Ontology annotation, cellular component: mitochondrion. The transcript is spliced from 5 exons. The coding region runs from base 41 to 772 and encodes 243 amino acids.